Messenger RNA from Ostertagia ostertagi, 318 nucleotides. NCBI's taxonomy places the organism in Eukaryota, Metazoa, Nematoda, Chromadorea, Rhabditida, Trichostrongylidae. The record is from the annotation of a GenBank genome assembly.
AUGACGUCAUAUGCCGAAACAUUUUACGACCAGCUGUGCCAACCGUCGUCUUCAUCGCAUUCGUCGGAAAUCUUCCCAUGGAAUCGGCUACCAAGAGAGCUGCAAGUGAAAGUUCUGAGGAAUCUGAAUCGCCGAGAUCUGAGCCGAUGUCGAUCGUUGAGUAGGGAAAUGUUCGAACUCAUACGGAGCAAUUGGUCAGGACCGCGUUCAGCUGUUAUGCGCUGCGAUGAGGAGGGAAAGAGCAGGAAAUGGAUUGCGUGCCAGAAGAGAAAGAAACGAGAUUCAGCAGAGUUGACCACGGAUAUCAAGGUGAGUUAG